Molecule: messenger RNA, 829 nt
Organism: Adineta steineri
Lineage: Eukaryota; Metazoa; Rotifera; Eurotatoria; Adinetida; Adinetidae
Source: the annotation of a GenBank genome assembly
ACAUAAUACAUUUCAUCAUUUACAAAAUCAAUAUAGUUUAAAUAGUAGAGGAUUACUUGAAUUUGGAAAUCUUCUAAUUGAUAUGGCUUAUUUUGAUCAUGCGGAAAAAUAUUUUAUUCGAUUAUUAAAACAAUUAUCUUCUCAACAUAAAAAUAUUUAUAAAUGUUAUCAUGGUCUUGCUAAAAUAUCUUGUGAAAAAGGAAAUUAUGAUUUAAGUCUCGUUUAUCUUUUUAAAUCGCUUGAAAUUUUACAAAAUAUAAAUUCAAAUGAUUCUAAUAUUGGUUAUCUUUAUAAUAGUAUUGGUGAAGUUCAACAAAAAAAAGGUGAUAUUAAACAAGCAUUACAAUCAUAUGAAAAAGCAUUAACAAUUUUUCAACAACAAUCCAAUUGUAAUGAACAGACUCUAGCAUGGUGUUAUAAUAAUUUAGGUACUAUUUAUGAGGAUAAAAAAGAAUAUGAUAAAGCUCGUAACUAUCUUAACAAAGCAUUAAAUAUUAAAUUAAAAUAUCUUCCUCCUAAACAUCCUUGUUUAGGUAAUACAUAUAAUAAUCUUGGUAAUAUUUAUUAUUAUUUUCAUGAUUAUGAUCAAGCAUUAGACAUGUAUCAAUUAUCAUAUGAAAUCUUUAGUAAAAGUAUUGCGCCUGGACAUCCUUCAAUAGCUAGAAUAUUGAUGAAUAUAGGUAUUGUUUAUGAAGCUAAACAAGAUUUUAAUGAAGCAAAAAUAAAUUAUGAAAAAGCAAAUUUUAUUCGUACAAAAAUUUUAUCUUCAACACAUCCUGAUCGAAUUAGUACUCAAAAUGAUCUUAUUCGUCUGUCCUUAAAAUUUUAA